Molecule: messenger RNA, 814 nt
Organism: Chilo suppressalis (striped riceborer)
Lineage: Eukaryota; Metazoa; Arthropoda; Insecta; Lepidoptera; Crambidae
Source: the annotation of a GenBank genome assembly
CCAUCCCCGUGGAAGAAGCUCGUACCUACUAAUAUUAACUUUAAGUUUUCUUAAAACAGUUCUGUGAUAAACACCACUCGCAAUGGCUCCCAGAAACAAGGAACAGGAACAGGAAGUGCUCAACUGGAUUGCAGCCGUCAUAGGAGAACCUGUUACGAAUGCCUCUUACGAAGAUUAUCUGAAGGACGGCGUAGUCCUCUGCAAGCUUAUCAAUAAGCUGUCACCUGGAUCGGUGAAGAAGAUCCAAGAGAGAGGAACAAACUUCCAGCUGAUGGAGAACAUUCAGAGGUUCCAAGCAGGAAUCAAGAAAUACGGUGUCCCCGAAGAAGAAAUCUUCCAGACUGCCGAUCUUUUUGAGAGACGUAACAUUCCUCAAGUCACCCUUUGCCUUUACGCUCUCGGAAGAAUUACUCAGAAGCACCCUGAAUGGACUGGCCCACAGCUCGGCCCCAAGAUGGCGGACAAGAACGAACGUACCUUCACCGAAGAACAGCUUAGGGCACACAAUGCCGAGCUUAACCUUCAGAUGGGCUUCAACAAAGGAGCUUCACAGUCUGGCCACGGUGGAUUCGGCAACACACGCCACAUGUAAUCAUCGAACAACUUACUCAAGCGUACUUAUGCUUGCCUGGUGUCUGAGACCAAAUCCGAUGCACACGGAUAAAAUCAGUAUUCAAAAGAACUCUUUCAAUUAUGUCCGUCUGUCAGAUCCAAGGUGUUCAUGGAUACCCUUCUAAAGUUACUGUUGCUCUUAUACUAAAAUUAAAGAUUCAUAACGAAGCCAAUUAGCAUCCAAAUCUAACAAAUUCUAUUU